Marmota flaviventris (yellow-bellied marmot) is the source of this 918-nucleotide messenger RNA. Lineage: Eukaryota; Metazoa; Chordata; Mammalia; Rodentia; Sciuridae. The record is from RefSeq and is a predicted model, not a curated record.
GUUGGGGUUCUCUUCACAGGUGCUGAGGUGGCAGCCUGAGCAGCUGAGAGGACUGAGACUUGAUGCCUGGGACUCUGCCCCCAUCCUCUUGUCUCUAGGCUAGAAGCUCCUGUCUCUUGGGCUCUCUGCCCUCCAGAGUUCUAGGGUCUGUGUCCCAACUCUUCUCUGUUGUCUCUUGGGGCUGGCACUGGGCAGGGCUUCUGUUCUAGUUUUGCUGGGCUGAGGGUGGGGUUGGAUUCCCAGCACAGCUGGGCCCUUAGGCUUCCCAGAACCCUGCCCCACCCUCUCAGCACCACAUUGUCACUCGGGCUGUUUUUUCCUGUCCAGGACCCUCCAAGGCCAGGCCAGGCAGGGUUGACUGGAAACAAGUGGGCCCCGUCUUCUCCACCUGGUUUACCAGACUUUGACCUGCUCCCCACCGCGAUGACCGCCCACAUCCUCAUGCUGUUGCUCCUCACCUCUGCUCUAGGGGACUCGGCCUCCGCAGGCAGGCGGCUCUGGCACCUGGUACCCCAGCACCGCGGCCGCCUCUGCUCCCUGGGCACAUGUCAGACGCACCGCCUGCCGGAGAUUAUAUACUGGCUGCGCUCUGCCUCCACCAAGGAGUCCUCGGGGAAGGCUGGCCGCAAGCCCCAGGACCCGCAUAGCUAUGGGCGCCGCCGGCGCGAGGCAGGAGCCCUGCUUCAUCCCCAGGACCCAGGCCGUCAGCAAGGGGGCCAGGACAGUGCCCAGCUUAUGGGGUGACCUCAGCACUUCUCUGCUCCUGCCCUGGCUUCAGUGUGUCCGCCUGUGUAGGAAGGCUACUAUCCCCAAGUUUCUUCUCCCCUUGGGGUCGUCUUCCUCAGCCUCUCUCCAGACUGCGACUGGGCUGUACCCAGAACCAGCCUGGACAGAACACUAACGUCCAGAGCUUAAUAA